This is a messenger RNA of Daldinia caldariorum, 1026 nucleotides long. RefSeq names its product POZ domain-containing protein. The transcript is spliced from 4 exons. The record is from RefSeq and is a predicted model, not a curated record. Gene Ontology annotation, biological process: ubiquitin-dependent protein catabolic process. NCBI's taxonomy places the organism in Eukaryota, Fungi, Ascomycota, Sordariomycetes, Xylariales, Hypoxylaceae. Gene Ontology annotation, molecular function: protein-macromolecule adaptor activity. The coding region runs from base 210 to 536 and encodes 108 amino acids. Gene Ontology annotation, cellular component: elongin complex.
CAAAGCCCAUAGCCCACUUAGUCCCACCAGGUUUUUGAGGCGCUUGACGCCCAACGCUAACGUUAUUCCGUACUCAAAAAUUUCUUUUUUUUACCAGCCGCCUUCUUAUUUCUUUUCUUCAUCUGUCCAAUUCAACUUUCUCGCGCUGCCAAGCUUAUUGCGAGUAAAACUCCCUCCCGACAGAAUUCUGCGGAAAAAGAUCCUUCAGGAUGGCAACCUACGAUGUUAGCCCGCACAAGUUUGUAACUCUAGUGUCGAGUGAUGGCUUCGAGUUCGUUGUGCUUCGCGAGGCAACCCUGAUCAGCCGUGCUAUAAAGGGCAUGCUGGAUCCGAAGAGCCAAUUCUCCGAGUCGCGAACUGGUCGAUGUGUCUUCGAAGAGAUCAACGGAAUAGUGCUCGAGAAGGUAGUUGAGUACUGCCACUACUGGUACAAGAACCGAGAGAGAGAAGACGUCCCGGACAUGGAGAUCCCCGUCGAACUCUGCCUCGAGCUUCUGAUGGCCGCAGAUUUCUUGGGAAUCGACAAGCCAACUUAAAGCUACUUUAUGACUACCUCCUACAUGAGAUGUGUCAACUUGGCCAAUGGUUAGGAUAGCAGUAGGUGAAUUUGGUGUUUGGGAUAGGACACCGGCGUUUAUCGGCGUUAUGAUACCACGGACACAACGAUUACGAUAAUUUUUUUUUCCUCGAAAAGUCCAAGUACAAGGUAGUAGUUUGGCGAAGAUCAAAUGGAACAGGGUUAUUGAUUUUUCUUUUCAACGUACUCUUUGCCAUGAUUCGAAUAAUUGGUAGGUCUAACGUAGAUAAGAAGCAAUCAGGAUGUGUUUUUUCCUCCUCCUCACUAUAACCCCAUCUAAGCAUAUGCGUUCAACUCUUAACUCUUCCGUGGGUUGAAUGUCUAUAACGGAUGGAAGAUUAAUAAUAAUCCCCCGUCACUCUGCGUGGCUUGUGUUUCUCUGUAGAGACCAUGCUUUUUAGGAGGGGAUACAUCUCUAUCAGAUCUAACCUAGUAGACUCUAUAAUAAA